Messenger RNA from Alosa alosa (allis shad), 2214 nucleotides. RefSeq lists its product as uncharacterized. The coding region runs from base 1093 to 2064 and encodes 323 amino acids. The record is from RefSeq and is a predicted model, not a curated record. The transcript is spliced from 9 exons. NCBI's taxonomy places the organism in Eukaryota, Metazoa, Chordata, Actinopteri, Clupeiformes, Clupeidae.
ACAGCUAGCGCUAGCUUCUAACAUUAGUUAGUUUACAAGUCUGCUUGGUUUCUCCUGCAAAGCCAUUUUCCAGCGACAGAAACGUUCGAAAGUUGUGCAUUUCUAACAGAUUUCUAUGCUGUAAUGGGUUGCGCAACAAAAAGUCAGUUUGAAACAAGUGUGUGUGUGUGGGCGAGAUUACAAAUUUGGUCGUCAAGCCAGCUGCUACAGUAGCCUAGAUUUUUGUCCACCACAUCAUAACGAUUGUAUGGUUUAAAUGGCUAAAUCACUGGACAAUGGACACUCAAAGCCAACCAUUAUUUGUAAUUAGUUUCUUCUCUUGUAUUGUAUUUAUUAGUGAUCCUUUUUUUACUUGAUGUUGCUGUUGGCAUACAUGUAAGAUGAAGUUGAUGUAAUUUCUCUUUUAGGUCAGUACAUCAUUAAUGUUACAUACAGAAGAAAGACCAGCUACAAAAGAUAUUGGUUGCCAGACUGAGCCCCCUGAAAGAAAGAGUGUUGGCACACAACUGUCUUCUAGGACUCUUCGUUCACAUCACAAAAGUGAAGCUGUCCAGGCUACUGUCUCCUGUAAGGACUUUGGCACGUCCACUGAUCCCUUCAUAGCCCCACUGCCUUGUCUAAGCUCAACACCCAUAAAGCGACCGUCUAAGAGACCUCGCCUGGAGGAGGAGGAGGAGGACAUCGACCCUCUCGAGGGCAGCUCAAUGGUUACUUCUCAAGGGUCAAUCUUUGACCCUGCAGAAUCAGCUUUGGCAGAGUCAACACUCAUGUCAGAUGCUUUGUUUACUUCCACACAGGCAGUUCCAAAGUACAUAGUGUAUGAGACCUGUUUGAUGGAACUGUUUGAGGUGUGUGCUGUAUGCAAGCGUUCAUGCACUGUAAAAUCCAAAAGGCUUGGGACAUUUUUAUCAGUGGAACAGCUUUGCAACCACUGUGAAUAAUUCAGAAGUUGGAAAAGCCAGCCUCCUCUGGGUAACACACCAGCUGGGAAUGUACAGCUGUCUGCUCCAGUAUACAUCAGUGGAGCUUCGUUCUUCAAACUCCAAAGGGUAAAUGAAGAAUGAGUAAAUAAUUGCUUGCUCCAUUGUUGAUAUGGCAUGUGCCAUGUUUGUGGAACCAGCUAUUGUGCACACCUGGAAAAAAUCGCAGGACAUGAUGUUGCAGCAGCUCAGCCAAGAUAAGAAAGUCAUUCUCGGUGGGGACAUGAGGGCUGACUCUCCAGGCCACUGUGCAAAAUAUGGUAGCUAUACCAUGAUGGACCUCAACACCAACACUAUUGUUGAUCUCCAGUUGGUUCAGAGCAAUGAGGUUGGUGGAAGCUCCUACAUGGAGAAAGAGGGCUUGAAGAGGAGCCUAUCAUUGUUGGAUUCACGAGGGGUAACUAUUGAUUGCAUUGUCACCGACCGACACCCCCAAAUUCAAAAAUUCCUGAGGGAGGAAAACAUCACCCAAUUCUACCAUGUCUGGCACAUGGAGAAAGGACUUUCAAAGAAAAUAGCUAAAAUUACCCAAAAAAAGGACUGUGAAAAAGUGAAGUGGAUUCCAGCCAUCAGAAACCACAUUUACUGGACAGCUGCAUCAUCCAAAACGGGGCCAGAGAGAGUGGCUAAAUGGACCUCCCUCCUGAACCAUGUUCAGAAUGUCCAUACACAUGAGGACCCCAUCUUCCCAAAAUGCCUCCACACAAUCCGAAAAACUAGGGACAAGAGUAAAUGGCUCUCAGCAGGAACUCCUGCGUUCUACCAUCUAGAAAAGGAGCUGACCAAGAAGACUGUCCUAAAGGAUAUUGCUAAACUCAGUCCCCACUACCAGACGUCCUCUUUGGAGGCGUUCCAUAGCGUCAUUCUGCGGUUUGCACCCAAAAAUGUUGUCUAUCCAUAUCUUGGAAUGCUGUGCAGACUCUACCUGGCUGCACUGCAUUACAAUGAGAACGCUAAUCGAGGACAAGCCACCACAUCUUCAGGGGAUCCUCUUUAUAAACUCAGCUUUCCAAAAUCCAGGAAGGGAGAGUGCAGAGCCAGACCAGUGAAGACAGACGCUACAUUCCGGUAUGUUGAUGGAUGAUAUGAUGGACAUGAUCAUGGAGAAAGUCUUUGUUGACCCAUCAUCGUAUGCAGACGAGAUUCUGAAGCUAAACAUCCCGCCGGACCUGUCUUCAGAAUAUGAGCAUCCAGACAAGGAGGAGGUCAUCGCCAGCUACGUCUCAAGAUUCAA